CAACACCCUUGUAUUAACUUGCCGUAACAUUAAAGUCCCGCUCUUUUUUGUGUCUGAAAGCCCAAGAAUAUUUGGCUUGCUGCGUUUCCCCUCUCUCGAUCUAUUGCUUGUAGAUGCAAUGCAAGAGCAAGCAACGAGUUCCAUUGCGGCGAGUUCUCUGCCUUCGAGCAGCGAAAGAUCUUCGAGCUCUGCUCUUCAGCCUGAAGUCAAAGAAGGUUUGGAGAGUGAUGAAGAGAUCAGGAGGGUACCAGAGAUAGGUGGUGAGUCUGCUGGAACCUCAGCCUCGGGGCGGGACACGGGUUCGGUGGCCGGCCCAGACCGGGCUCAAGUCAACGGGGAAGGUCAGAGGAAGAGAGGCAGAAGUCCAGCUGAUAAAGAAAGCAGGCGGCUGAAGAGGUUACUGAGGAACAGAGUUUCAGCACAGCAAGCAAGGGAAAGGAAGAAAGCAUACUUGACUGAACUGGAAACGAGGGUGAAAGAGUUAGAGGAGAAGAACUCUGAGCUCGAAGAGAGGUUGUCCACCUUGCAGAAUGAGAAUCAGAUGCUCAGACAGAUAUUGAAAAACACAACAGCAAGCAAGAAAGGAGGAAGUAGUGGUGCUAAUGGCAAUGAUGGGUCUUUGUGAGACAAAAAAAAGGAAGAGCAGGGUUGGUAAGAGUGUAGAGAGGAUGCAAGUGUAUUUAAUACUAUUAGGUACAUUAUGAAGUAUCAGAAACUGAGAGCAUCUCGACAUGCUUAAUUCUAGGUUAGUGUUUUCCUAGGGAUUUUUUCCCACUUUUCUCAUAUCCGUAUGCCAUGUAAUGCUAGCCUGGCUAAUAGCUAUGCCAUCAAACAAUGAUGGCGGCGACAGUGACUAUGGUUGUAGUGCCAAUGGCAGAAGUGGCGGUGACUGGUGGAGUGGAAAGUGCAAUAGGGGCGUGUGUGUUAGGUGGGUGAACAGUUUACUUAAGUAAGCUUCUUUGGAGAAUCUCCAUUUGUAUAUCCUCAUCUUCAGAAUAUAUUUGGCAUGCAUAUGUCAAUUUUAGCUGGUGGUUACUUGUU
This is a messenger RNA of Juglans microcarpa x Juglans regia, 1041 nucleotides long. RefSeq names its product transcription factor HY5-like. The transcript has 4 exons. The record is from RefSeq and is a predicted model, not a curated record. Gene Ontology annotation, biological process: red or far-red light signaling pathway; regulation of photomorphogenesis; positive regulation of transcription by RNA polymerase II. Bases 119 to 625 code for a protein of 168 amino acids. Lineage: Eukaryota; Viridiplantae; Streptophyta; Magnoliopsida; Fagales; Juglandaceae. Gene Ontology annotation, molecular function: DNA-binding transcription factor activity, RNA polymerase II-specific. Gene Ontology annotation, cellular component: nucleus.